CCAUGACACCCUCCAUUCAUAUCAAGAAGUGACUUUGACCACCCACUGCCAGACCUAGGGGGACGAGGUGCCAUUUCGGUACAUAAAAAUCACUUCACGUGACGUGAUUCGUACUCAGCGCGUCACGCCGCCAUUUCCAACGUUUCAGUUUCAACCAAUUUCCACCUUGUACAUCACUACCUCGCCCACGUAUCAGUCAAAGACCGUAAACAUGUUUUUAUCAUUCAAUCUUUUCAUUGUGCUCGCGCACGUCAUGCUGGCAGUUGCUCGGCGGCCUGUGAACAAAUAUCAAGAUCUCAUGGCCAAUACGAUACCCGCAGAUCCACGACGUAACGAGACGCUUGCCACGAGAACAAGCUCGCAGAUUAAUCAACCUCACCGCUCUCGAAAAGGCGCGAAACAGGCCGCCCGCCUCCAGAGACGAUCAGGUCGCUUGGCGUCGACUCCAGCCCGACUUCCUCGAGAAAACGCUGCGCCAACGCCUCAGCCUACGGGUCCUUCGUCCGUCUCGACUACAGUACAUAUAACCAGCGUGACUGAUUUUUCAAUCUUACUUCCAAGCGAUGGAGAGCUUGUAUCGGACGCGGAGAGUGACGGAACGGCGUAUUGUACCGAUGGAUCUGGCUGUCAGAACUCGUUUCCAGCAGGCUUCAUUACUGGCGCGAAUAUCUCGCAAGCGAGCGAUGGGUCGUAUAUACAGAUCACCGGCUGUUUAGACUCCAGCAAGUUUCACUUUGCCCAAAAUGACGCAGGAGGCCAGAUGGACGUUCGGUUUCCCAACGGCGCGCAGUGCACUUUCGGGGGAUACGGCGCAAGCUUCAUCGAGCAGGUUGAGCCCUCCGCCAAUCGUUUCUGCCUUCGCUGUUGUGCAUCCGCAAAUGACCAGGUCAACUGCAAUUCACAUAACGACAAAGCUGGUUGUCCUGUUGCUGUUCCUGGCAUUUAUGACUUCGCUGGAGUGAGCUGCUCCUAACACGGCCUCAUCAACAAUCUAUUUUCAACUAUUUCAUUCACGCACUUGUAGCCUAAGCUGAUUGACACUUCUACCAACAAUUGUAAUAUCAUUCGCACUGUAUCACUAUGCCCAAGCCGGUACGCAGU
Molecule: messenger RNA, 1101 nt
Organism: Suillus clintonianus
Lineage: Eukaryota; Fungi; Basidiomycota; Agaricomycetes; Boletales; Suillaceae
Exons: 4
Coding region: 212-973 (253 amino acids)
Source: RefSeq, a predicted model, not a curated record